UUUGUCAAAAUGACGUGAGCUAAAAGCGUUGAAGGUCGGUGACUGUGACCAGCCUAGCAUGGAACUAAUACACCAGUUGGUUGCCUCUUCCCACAUUUCUCCCGAAUCUCCAUCUCUCUUUCUCUCUCUCUGUUCACUUCUACUCAAACUCUCUUUUCAUCAUUCUCCUCUUCUUCCUCCUAACUCUUCCCUUUCUUUUGUUUUCUCUCUAAAACCAAUCCUACAAAACCCUCUCUGUUUCAUGUGCUUCGCCUAACUCCAUUCUGGUCCUUACCCGGACCGACCCCAAUGCAUCCCUCCGCCGUCACAACUGCCGCGGAGCACUCUCCACCGCCUGCGCCACUUCAAACCCUGCUUGACCUCAUCACUAACGUCCUUUCUCUUCUCCUUCUCUCCUCUCUCACCGUCCAAUCCUUCCUCGGAAGGUGGCAGGUGCUCCGCCCCAAGCUCACAUCUCUACAGUCCUCUCUUUCUUCUAUUUCCGAUUCUCCCCAUUGGUCAGAGAACCCUUUGCUCCACACCCUUCUCCCUUCUCUCCUCUCUACUCUCCAGCGGCUUAAGUCUCUCUCUGACCAAUGCACUCUCUCCUCCUUCACCGGCGGCAAGCUCCUAAUGCAGAGCGACCUUGAUAUGGCAUCUGCUUCUCUCUCCAACCAUCUUCAGGGCCUUGAUUUAUUAAUCAGAUCCGGCGUCCUCCACCAGUCAAACGCUAUCGUUUUGUCUCACCCGGGUCCCGGUUCCGCCAAGGAAGACUUGGGCUUCUUCAUCAGAGAUCUUUUUACUAGGUUGCAAAUCGGCGGCAUCGAGUUCAAGAAGAAAGCUCUCGAGUCACUGCUGCAACUGUUUAGUGAGGAUGGAAAAUCGGCGGGUUUGGUUGCUAAGGAAGGUAAUAUUGGGUAUCUGAUCAGUCUUCUCGAUCUUCACAAUCAUCCUUUGAUUCGAGAACAAGCGAUCUUGGCCGUGUCGUUACUGGCAUCGGGUGGUGAUGAGUCGAGGAAGAUUGUGUUUGAAGAAGGCGGAUUGGGUCCUUUGCUAAGAAUUCUCGAAACAGGGUCCAUGCCGUUGAGAGAGAAGGCGGCCAUUGCUAUUGAGGCAAUAACCACCGAUCCAGACAAUGCUUGGGCCAUCUCCGCGUACGGCGGGGUAGCUGUAUUGGUCGAAGCGUGUCGAUCUGGAUCCCAGGCGACCCAGACGCAUGCUGUUGGUGCGCUUCGAAACAUUGCGGCCGUGGAGGACAUGAAAACGGCUUUGGGAGAGGAAGGAGCUGUUCCAGUUAUAGUCCAUCUCUUAGUCUCAGGGACCCCUGUUGCGCAAGAAAGAGCAGCUAAUUGUAUGGCAAUACUCGCCUCUUCCAGCGAGUAUUUUCGCGCCUUGAUCGUACAAGAAAGAGGGUUACAGAGAUUAAUGCAUUUGAUCCAAGAUUUAACAAGUUCCGAUACAAUCGAACAGGUUUUGUGGGCAAUCACUUCUCUAUCAGUAUCAGAUGCCUCCGCGAGGGUUUUAGGUUCAUCAACCAUCUUCAUUAUUCAAUUAGGCGAGUUUAUCAAGCAUGGAAACUUAAUACUGCAACAAAUUUCAGCAUCACUACUUGCUAGUCUAUCAAUCAGCGACGGGAACAAGAGGGCAAUUGCUAGUUGUAUGGCAUCUUUGUUGAAGCUGAUGGAGUCGGCGAAGCCGGUGGGGCUGCAAGAGACCGCGGCCCAGGCGAUGGUGUCCUUGUUGGCUGUCCGGUCUAAUCGAAAGGAGCUGGUGAAGGACGAGAAGAGCGUGAUGCGUUUGGUGCAAAUGCUGGACCCGAAGAACGAGUGCGUCGCCAAGAAGUUCCCCGUGAUGGUGGCGGCGGCAACGCUAUCGGGGGGCAGCCUAGGGUGUAGGAAAAGGCUGAUUGCGUCCGGAGCAAGUCAAUAUUUGCAGAGGCUUUCGGAGAUGGACGUCGCCGGCGCCAAGAAGGCGCUGCAGAGACUCUCCGGUAAUCGCCUCCGGAGCAUCUUCUCCAGGACUUGGAGGGAAUAAGCACAAAAGACACUAACCCCACGCCAACAAAA
Molecule: messenger RNA, 2045 nt
Organism: Carica papaya (papaya)
Lineage: Eukaryota; Viridiplantae; Streptophyta; Magnoliopsida; Brassicales; Caricaceae
Product: ARM repeat superfamily protein
Molecular function (GO): protein binding
Source: RefSeq, a predicted model, not a curated record